Molecule: messenger RNA, 3381 nt
Organism: Spizellomyces punctatus DAOM BR117
Lineage: Eukaryota; Fungi; Chytridiomycota; Chytridiomycetes; Spizellomycetales; Spizellomycetaceae
Exons: 8
Coding region: 412-3153 (913 amino acids)
Source: RefSeq, a predicted model, not a curated record
AACCAACCAGUCGCCGUGUGAACGCCGCAAAAGUCACUUUUUUGGGAUGCAAGCGAGGAGAUCAAAGGAAAGCAAUAAUGGGGAAUUUCAUUUCAACUCCCCCCUUUUGGUUCCUGCAUGAACAGCACCACUCACCACCCUCAUGAACUCGUGCUCGCCGCCCCCCACAGAAAUCAGGCGUCUGUCGCAAUAUCCUGUAAGCCCUUUUUUUUGCCUCGUUUUUAUCAGCGACACAAGGCUUGGUAUCCUGGGGCCCGUCCAUCUCCUUUCAAUUUUGCCAAAAGGGCACGCUGCAUGCACAGUCGCCAUCUUGAGCAUUUCGCGGUUUAAAACGACCGCACUUGGUCACAUCUUCCCUGCAAUCUGCAACCUGCUUUCGCAACGCCCACUUGUCCUUUCCACUAAUACUUUAUGAGUGCACCUCCACCGCUGCCAGCGCCGCAGCGCGCGUUCCCAGAGGGGAGCGAUUUGAACAUUAGCUGGUCGGCAGGACUGAUUGCUACCAGCUAUGUCGUCUCAGCUGCAGGAGCAUGGGUGGCACUGGAACUGAUCAGGUUAAGGACAAGCAAUAGAGGAUGGUUUAAUUGGGUUUUACUCUUGCUUGCAUCCUUUGUGACCGGAGGCCUGGCCAUCUUCUCCAUGCAUUUUGUUGGAAUGGCUGCCUUUCAACUUUAUCAUGCUCAUGCAUCCGUGAAAGUUUUCUUUGCCACGGGAUUGACUAUUGGAUCAUUGAUCGAACCCAUUUUCUGCGUUUGCGUGGGAGUUUACAUAACUGGAGCACAAGACAAUCCAUCAAAUCUGCGAUUGUUGCUGGGAGGUGUAUUCGCUGCGCUCGGAAUUUGCUUGAUGCAUUUCACGGCAAUGACAGCAAUGCGUGUCGCAAUUGAUUGGAUUCCCGCACUUGUCUUCCUUUCGUGCCUUAUCGCACUUUUUGCCACGACAACCGCACUAUCUGUAUUCUUCCGGUUGCGUGCCGUGUGGCAGAAUAGUCUUUGGAAACAGUUGGGCUGUGCCAUGAUCUUGGCAGGAGCAGUCUGCUGCAUGCAUUACACUGGGAUGGCCGCCGCAAAUUAUGCCAUAGAUCCAAAUUUUCCACCACAGAGCGAUGCAGUCACGCAUGGAACCUUGCCUGUAAACGAUGUCUUGCGGAUUGGACUCGGUUUCUCGGGUUUCUGUGGCGUUCUUACACUGGGCCUUUUGCUGAUGCGAUUGCGAAACUAUUACUAUGGCAUCGGCGUUCGCAAAGGUCAAUUAACUCUGGCCGUCCUACUUGUUGACUCGCGUGGUCAUAUUAUGGUCGACAGUGAAGGCCACUUACCAACUCGAGCUGUGCUGGGAAACUUUGAUUUCGACCCUGCGAGGCCAAUGGCGCAUCCAGCGCUGCUCUGGCUGCUAAAGACAUCGGGUGCUUGGGACAAGAUCAAUCACUUGGCAUAUGCUUUCAGAAAACAUGGCGGCAGAGUUUACAGACUGCUCCAGGAUGUGCUUGUGGAUCGUCCAGAUGGUGAAUUGGCGAAUCGCCGUAUGCCUUUCUACCGUCUAGCGCUUGUACAUGAGGUUGUAACAUUGUCAACAUUCAUGGGCAUUCCUUUUGAUCGAAUGGGCUUGAUGUAUGAUACAGUCUUGGAGGCAAGAGAUGGAUGGGUGGGCCUUCUUGUAGACCAUCUGGAUUCAUGUCGUGCUGGAGAGCUGGCUGCCAGAGGAUUUCGUUGGACCUCGCAAAAGCAUGUCAUCACUAUUCUAUCCCGUCACCUCCGAGUGAGCGCUGGUGCUAUCAGGCCUAUCAUUCUGGAUGUGCCUGAUUACGUCAGCACUCGAACCCGGCCGCUCAAAUCUGGUCUGCAUGCGGGCGUGCUCCUUGUUCACCCCAAGAUAGGCAAUUUUCAGAUUAUGGUUCCUAGUCGGGAUCGCUCAACAAUUCCAGAAGUGGAGCUUUCUCCGAUAGCUUUUGGGGCACUGAAAGACAAUGCCCGUCGGUUGAAUGCGUACCUUGCCCCCAUUCUCACUGGAGGUGGAGGGGAAAGUAUGGUUAUGGCUGAUUAUGUUGCGGCGUCCGAGAUCUUGUCUGCAUUGACGCGAAUGGGAAUUGGCAUGGAUCCCGCAUCUGCACUGCCGCUAGAAUCACUUACUCCACCUGAGAGUGUGCUUGUACUCCACCGUAAAACUAAACCGAUGGAUGCGCCUGGAGAUUCUCCCAAACUCAAUCCGCCAAAGAACGGACGAGAAGAAUAUCCAUGGGUCUCACGCGUUCCUUUUGGAUCUUGGUCUCCAUCGCCAAACUCAGGUGAUGUGGACAUACUCUUAUUUAUUCGGUUGCAUUCAGCUGUUGGUGGCAAGUUCACCCCUCCCGCCGGUUUUACCCUCGUGGAUCUUACCGUGUUCGAGGCGAUGCAUUAUGCACGAUGCUUUCCUGCGAGACUCCGUCGCAUAUUGGGCUUGGAAAUGAAUGCAGAUUUGGACGAAAUGAUUGUGCCGACCCCACUAGGUCUUUUAGAUUCUGGUGAUUCCAAACGCACAAGUGCUCAAAAGGUGCCUAUAUCCAACCUGUGGAGAGAUUCUGUUGGCUCCAAAAUGUCGGCUACCGAUGGGACCACAUCCCGAACGUUGAGCGAGGAUAAACAUGGACAUGUGGUCCUCAAUGUGGACGACAUCUUGCGCGAGGGCCCGCCGGAGGAUGUAGUCUCUCGGCCAGCCAUGCCACAUUCCGGGUCCAAAGGAACCUUGGUAAAUCCUCCGGAGUCAACCCGUUUGUCACUGCCACGUCGCAUGUCGUUGCACAAGCUGAAAAAGGCACUCGGAUUCACUGAUCGUAGCGCCAAAGACGCGACCAACGAUCAUUUUGUACCCGACUUGUCCAUAGAUGCCACUCCUCUUGCAGAAUUCCGUCCUCACUCUGAGCCAUCUGGUGCCCUGAGUGACGAUGACGAACCCAUCCCCGAUGCUUUGGGCCCCGAGGCUUCGCCGGCGGCCAAUGCAUGGCAGGCCGUACGUUGGGUCAAACUAUAUAUUAACGCGGACUGGAGGCAUUUGCUGAACGCUGGAACGAAGAGCAAUGGCAUUGGCGGAUUCUUAUUUGGAGGUCCUAACUGGUCGAAAAUGAGCAUCAAUGGAGAAGAUGGUGGCCGCGUUUCCAGGAGCAACAGUGCAACAUGAAAAGAACCUGAAAGGGCGUAAACUUGAUAAUUGUGACAUCGUCCUAAGUUGCAUAUUAACUACAGUAGAUACUUGAAUAUUUGGCCUAUAUGAUUAUUAUUUUAGUGAUGGUAGCGUUCCUUUUUGUGUAGCUUGAAAGCUUGCGGGAUAUCGUAUUUUUGAUAUAGUGAUAUGUUUGCGUAUAUUGUAGAUAGUAGUUAAACACAAUUGAAUUAAUUAAACAUGCCA